Molecule: messenger RNA, 3931 nt
Organism: Aphis gossypii (cotton aphid)
Lineage: Eukaryota; Metazoa; Arthropoda; Insecta; Hemiptera; Aphididae
Exons: 18
Coding region: 561-3062 (833 amino acids)
Source: RefSeq, a predicted model, not a curated record
AAUUUCAUAAUCGUAUUAAAUAGACAAUAAUAGGGUGUUUGGCGGUGUUUCAAAAGUCUUCAUCCGAUUACGAACCUAACCAAGUUUAUUUAAAACGAGUUACCGCUUUUGGAGGAAACACUUGUUGAUUACCACCAGCUGUUGAGAAAAUUGAUAUCCAAUAAGUUAUCAAGUCACGUGUUUUGUGGUUUUGUCAUUUGUAAAUUUUUAAUUUUUAAAUUUUAAAUUUUUAUAGUCAUGGCCCAUGGGUCAUGGUGUCAUGCUCAAGCAGCUUGCACAUAUUUCUAACCCUCAUUAUACCUUAUAAUAUAUCGUAUAUCGUUUUUCAUAAUAGUAUUGUAAUUUAUUAUUUUAAUAUUUCACAACAGUUGGAUAGUUGGUUGACGUCUUUUCACAUUCUUGUAUAGUCUGUUAAAUAAAUAUUGUACCUAUUGUUGUUUUCGACUGUCAUUAUAUAUUAAAUUUAAUCGUCAAGUGAUAAUUUAGUAUAAAUAACGGCUCGAGUAGAACAACCAUAAUAUUUUUAGUGUAAUAAGUGGUUGCACGAAAACGUUAUAACAAUGAAUUGGCGGACUCCUCUUACAUCUUCUCAAGUUCUGGAAUUCUUACCUCUGAACACUUGGACCGAAGUAAUCUUAAUUUCACUUGAACCAAAUGAAAAUGGUGUAUAUAUAGCUACAACUGAAGAUAAAAAAAUAAAACAGUUUGAAGAUAUGAAUAAAAUGUCAGUAUUUGGUGAUUGCUUUGAAAAAGUUAAAGAAUUUAAGGCUUCGGAAAUUGUUGCUGUUAUAAUAGAUGAAAAUUGGUAUAGAGGAAGAAUGAUAAAUUACAAUGAAUUCAAAUUUAAUGAUACAAGAAUUGAGUUAAUUGAUGUUGGUUGUUUUUAUCAAACUAAAUUAGACAAUUUGUUUGUUCUUCCAUACUUCUUGUUGUAUGAACAAUUAGCUCUACCAAUCCAAUUCCAGGAGUUUACACCCAAAACAACAAAAUUAACUAUAAAACCGAAUUUUCCUAAAAGCAAGCUGCAUGAAGGGAUUGUGCUUGUUGAUGUUUUUUAUAAUAAUAUCAAGUUGAAUAACGAAGAUGAAAAAAAUCAAUUAGAUACAAAAAAUAAAAAAUGUAUCACUUAUAGUCCAGCUAGACAGGAAGAGCAAAAAAAUGUUUCAUUAAUAAAUGGAGAUUAUUGUUUUAUUCAAAUGUUUAAUGAUUUGUCUAAUAUUUAUGUAUGCAAAGUUGUGAAAAAUAUUGAAAAUGAAAAUUAUACUUUAUGCGAUGUUGAUGAUGUUUUAUCAAAAACAAUUUACUGUAAAGAUCAAAAACUCAAAAAAUAUCCAAUUUUGGGCGAUACUGUCAAAGUGUUUUCAUUCCAAAAACAAGAUUAUUAUAGAGCAAAAAUUUUGAAAAAAAAUAAUGAUCAAAAUAGUUAUGAUGUCUUUUUUAUUGACUACGGAAAUAUUGAAACAAUUAUGUCUAGUGAAAUAUAUGAAUUGCCACAAGAAUUAUGCUGCAAGCCUGGUUUAAUUAUUAAAGUCGGAAUUAGUGAUUUAGUACCUGUUGAAAACAAUUCAUUGAGAGCACAUGAAAAAAUAAAAGAAUUAUUUGAAAUAUUCAUUAAAAAUAAAAAAAUAUUCCAAAUUGAAUUUGAUGAAACUCCUGAAAAUUACUUACAAAAUGUAAAAUUUAAAGAAAUUGAAAAUGGAUUGUAUAUUAACGAUUUUAUAAAAAAUUGCUUUAAUGAAUUAUCAGAAAUUGAAUGUCAAAAAUCAUUGCACACACAUUUUAAAAUAAACAAUAACCAUCAUGAUGAUAUUAAUCUUGGAAGAAAAUUAAAUAAUAAUGAUAUUGUUUAUUUAAAAAGUUUCCAACCACAUAAUAUUGUUUAUGUUAUAAAAGAUAUAAAAUUAUUUAAUGAAAUAACAUUCAAUAUUACUCAAGACAAAAAUUCCAUACUCAAAACAGAUUUCAAUGAAGGAGAUAUUGUUAAAGUUAUUUCAGGAAAUUCUACAUAUCGAGCAAAAAUACAAAUGAAACUUAGUAAAUACAAUUCAAUUUCUGUUAUCAAUAUUGACACCGGUGCUUAUAAUUUUGUUAAACCCAAUUCCAUUUAUGAGUUAUCAAACGAUUUAAUGAAGAUCCCCAGAUUAUCAAUACGACUUAAAGUUUAUGAUCUUCUUAAAAUAAAUGCCAACACAGGAGAUAAAGAUUUAUUGAUAUCAUAUAUUAAAAGUAUUGAAAACAUUCCUUUAUUGGUGAAGUGGGUUCAAAAUGAUUCAAGUCAGUAUAAAUAUUCAAAAAAAUGUGUAAUUUUAAAAAGAACAGACAAUUCUGAAAGUAUUUUCACUGAAUUUUUUAGAAGUAUCAAGGGUACACCAUCGUUUAUAUGUAAUGAAAUGUCAAAUUGUAAUGUAAACGAUGAAGUAAUUAAUGAAUUCAAAAAAAAUUUGAAAAUUGACGAUUUUGAAAAUGUCAAAUUAAAAAAUGGAGAUUAUUGUAUAAUUACCUAUUUUAAAAAUUUUAAAGACAUUUAUAUAUGUAAAGCUGGUAAUGAUUUUGAUGGUAACUUUUAUACUAAUAAUGAUAUAAAUAGUAUGUUUAAGGAUAUGCACCACAGUUCAGAUAGUGAAGUAAAUGCGAAUCCAGUUUUAGGAGACAUUGUUAAAGUUUUUUCACCGGCAUACAAAUCAUAUUAUAGAGCUAAAAUUCUUAGUGCUGAAGGUAAAAAUUGUUUCCGUGUUUUAUAUAUUGACUAUGGUGAUAUAGAAAUGGCUGAAUUAUGUAAUAUAUUUGAGCUUUCAGAUAAUUUAAAAAAACAGCCUGGAAAUGCUAUACAAAUUGGAAUUGAUAUUUCACUUGAUAAAACACCAAAUGAAGAAAUAAUUAAUAUGUUUGAUCAUUUAGCUACACACGAAAUACAAUUAUCAAUGGAGUUUAAUGAAUCUGAUGAAAAAGGAUUGGACAAUUGUGUUUUAAAAGUCAUUUCGAAUGGUCUUAAUAUUAACAAUGAAGUUUUAAAACUAUUAUCCAAUGAAUCGCCAUCAUCCUUAUUAGAAAUCACAAGUUGAAGAAUCUAUGAAAUCACCAAGUAUUUUAACUAACGGAACAAUAAAGUACAAAUUAAUAUGUAAUGGAUAUUGGAUAAGACAGCAAAAUAAAUUAUGUAAUUUUAAUUAAUUUAAUCCUAUGCAUAGGCGAAACUAGAUUAUGGAUAUCAUAGUAUCAUAAUACUGACUUAGUAAUUAGUAGAAUUUAAAAUAAAGUUUAAAAACUUAGAAUUUUUUUUUUCAUAUUUGUCACUUGGCCUGUUCUAAUUAAAUUGUCUAGUUUCGCCUAUGAUCCUACGAUUAUAGUAGAUUUAAAUUCAGAUAGGGUAAACAACAUAAAAUAAAUAAACUAAAAGAGAGAGAGAGAAUUAAAGACCGACAUUUUGAUAUUAUUGUCUAUAUAAUUUAGUUACCAUGUAGCCAUUAUGUAGGUUAUCUAUUUAUAUCACAUUGUUUUAUUAAAAACAAUAUUGUCUAAAAAAAAUAAUUGCAUUACCUAUUACUUUGAUUGUAAAUAGUAAUUAUACAAUUAUAUACUCUGUCCAGCAAGAAAACACUCCGAUUCUACUCACCCUGUUAUUGAAACCUAGUUUUGUAAAAUAUAUACUUUUUAAAAAUAUUUAAGCACAGAUACAAAUAUUAAUCUUGAAAAAAUUAUUAAAAUACAUAUUUGAGUACUAAAAAAGUAUUAGAAUACUUUAACUCAAGUACUUUACAACAACUGUUGAGAACAGUCCCAUUAUGUAGCAGUGUUGUGUAGGGUCGUGCAGAACCAAUUUUUGUUGGGCUACAGCUUGUACUCUUGCUGGGCAAAGUAUAGGUAUAAUAUUUUAAUAUCAUUUAACUUUUUUUUUUUAUCAAUCCAAAUAUAAAGAACUAAUUAUUUUUAA